CCGCGUGAAAGCCUCGCUCUGCCGGGGCCGGCCAUGCCUCUGGCUGGGCUGCCGGCGCGGAGAGGCAGCCGGAGAGGCGGCGGCGGCGGCGGCGGCGGCAGCGGCGGCCGCCCGCGCUGAGCCCGCGUCCAUGUUCUCCUGCUUCUGCUUCAGCGUCCAGCCCCAGAGCUUCGGCAGCGCAGCGCUGCCCGAAGAUGAAAACAAGGAAAACUACCCAGACAAAUCUGUAGUCUUAGAGGAAAGUGAGGAAGUGUUUCAAGACAAGCCAACACCCUGCGAUGGCAUCCUAAGAGUUGGCAUGGGGAACUUAAAAUCCAGAAAGCCUACAUCCAUUCCAAAAGCAGAAAAUGGGAAAACCCGUGAAGAAAAUCAGGAGAUGGGAAAUGCAGGGUCUUGGCUCUCAGGGUGUCAGAAGAAAACGGCGACCUCAGCUGCUGAAUACGCUGAGAAUGUAACGCUCAGAUACCAGGAAACAGCUCUCAAGUUUCAACCCAGGACAGAUCAAAGUGCAUUCAUUUCACCAAACGAUGUCCCCGAACACCUGCAAAGGCUCACUGAAGAAGACAGUCCUCAGCUGGUGGCUUCAGAGGAACCAGCCUCUUCAUCUGCCUCAACGAGCAUGAACAUUGACAGAGAUUGUGGCCGUGAGCCUGCUCAGGAGUACCGAGAGGGCCUGAUGGAGGCUGACAAUGGGCCCGAAGACCCGGAUGCUUUAGGGACUUGCAGGCUGUUGCAUCAUAUCACGGAUGGAGAUUAUCCUCUGUUGUCUCCUCGCUGCUCUAUUUUCAGCCAAAGCCAGAGGUUUAACUUAGACCCCGAAUCGGCUCCUUCUCCACCAAGCACUCAACUCUUCAUGAUGCCAAGAAGUUCUUCCAGAGGCAGCUGCGAGGACAGCAAAGUGCCCCAGACCAUGGUACAACUCACAAAGCACCUACAAAACCUGAAGAGGAGGAUAAGGAAAUACGAAGAGAAGUUUGAGGAGGAGAAGAAUUACCGGCCUUCCCAUGCUGACAAGAUAUCAAAUCCCGAAGUAAUGAAAUGGAUGAAUGACUUAGCCAAAAGUCGUAAACAGCUAAAAGAGCUGAAACUCAAAAUGUCAGAAGAACAGAACUUCCCCAUCAAAAGAAGCCAAAGGAACUUUCAUCAGGAGAGCUCCAAAGAGGCCGCGAGGCUGGAUCCAGCAGAUUCUCCCACCAGUCCUUUGGUGGAGGAAACCAUGGAAGCGGUGAAGAAGCAACUGAAGGAGAAGCGACAGCAGCUCGGUCUCCCUGAGAACAUCAAGGCUAUGACAAAAAAGCAAAUGGCUUUGGAAAAACUCAGUCUCCAGAAAAGCCUACUCUAUUUUGAAAGUAUUCAUGGACGGCCUGCUAACCAGCAAGACAGGAGUUUGAUGAAGCCUCUUUAUGAAAGAUACAGAAUUAUAAAGCAGCUUCUAUCAACGCCCUCUUUGAUUACAACUAUUCAGGAGGAGGAAGAUUCUGAUGAAGAACCUCCUCAGAGUAGCUCCACUGGGUCUCUCCAUUGGCCCCCUGAGGCACAGAUGGGUCACUCAGAUGAGGAGAAUGAACCCGCCUUUGUUUCACCGCUGGAUGAAAAGAAAGUGAUGAAACAGCCAACCCUCUCGAUGUCCAAUUUACAUGAGGCCACUAUGCCUGUGCUACUGGAACAUCUCCGAGAAACUAGAGCUGACAAGAAAAGGAUAAGGAAAGUAUUACGGGAAUUUGAGGAAGAGUUCUUUAGACAAACAGGAAGGAGUCCCCAGAAGGAAGAUCGGAUCUCCAUGUCAGAGGAAUAUUUGGAGUACAAGCAUAUCAAGGCUAAACUCCGCCUCCUGGAGGUUCUCAUCAGCAAACACGACGUCUCCAAAACCAUCUGAAGCCAGUAAAACUUCCUGAUGGCAGGAAAGACAACGCCUGGCUCUUUCUGCCCAGUGAUUUGCUCUUGCGCUUCCUUAAGGUGAUAAUGCUCAGGUGAGCAUAGCAGAAAGGUCGUGGAGCAGGCAUGAGACUGCACAAGGAAGGAGUAACUGGAUGGAGGACAGGCUCUUCCCUGUGAAUUCUCUCCUAUUUCCAGAAUCUGUUUUCACCUGGACAUUUGCCUGCUGCUGAGUUAAAGGGAAGCAGCAGCCCUAUGCAAUUUCAUGAAGAUGGCUUGGGAAUCCCAAAGCUCUGCUGAAACAUACUUGCUAUCCAAACGAUCUGGCCACCAUCAUUUGAACAACGGUGCUCAAAACAUUGGAAGGGCAAAGAAGUCAGCAGGAUUUGAUCUGCGCUUCCCAGAGGGAAGCCUAUGUGUGUGUAUGCAGCUGAGCUUUGUUGGUACAUCCAAAAUUACGAAUUCUUGAAGGGCAAAAUCUCACAAUUAUGAAAUCCCAGUUCAAUUCGCCCUUCAAAAUUAAUUGCACAACCUCCUGAGAUACAAGCCUGAGAUAUUCCAGCAAUCUUACCAAGAACCACAAAAUGACAAGUCUCUUGUGAGAUUUUUGCCCUUCUGGCAUUGAAAUCUCAUGAGAUUUGUAUGGGAUCAGGGAGAUUUUUCCAAGAUUCAGUAAUCUUGUGAAAGGGCCAAUUCAGGAAUCUUGGUAUCACCCACUGCCUGCCUCUCACCACUUUUGGGCAAGAAUGCCAUAAUUCUACACAAGGAACAACACCAAGCAUUGACAUCUGAUGGAAGCUGUCAUGAUGUCCUACUCAUCAGAAUGUCAUGAAUUAUGUAACAUGGGUUUAGUCACCCAAAUUGCAAUUGCAAAUCAGAAUACAUGGUGCUAAAGUACAGUGUUCGGCUGUUGAGAAUCUUCAUCUUUCUCCAUCUUCCUUUCUCUUUUUGGUAAAUAAGAAGGCAGCAUUUGGUGCUUUUAAUGCAAAGACAUGAGCAAUGCUUAGUGAAAUUCUCACAAUAAUUCUUACAAAAAUAUUCAAGGGCCAGUAGGGAGCAUUUGGGCUAUGAGAUCAGUUCUCAGUCCCCAGGACUAAAUUAUGCAAUAAUUUUUAAAAGGGUGGGUGAAUUGUUGUUCUGUGCACAUUGAAGGAAAUUUUUAGAAAAUGCAGUUGUUUGCAGAUUUCAGCUUGCUGUAGAGAGAAUUUUGUGUGCAAGGUUGCUGCCAAAGCUGGAUCAGUUUUGUGUUUAUCCAGCUGAAGUGUUUAUAUUGCAGUUUUCCUCUCUGUUGUGGACAUCAGCAUAUCUGCAUUCUCUGUUUUUACCACUUCUGACUUUUCUUAAAUAGGGAUUGGGUGGAUUAUGACUUAAUGCCUUUUGAUGGGUUAGUAUUGAGAAGCCGAGCAAUUGGAGAGUCAUCUCUACACAUUUGCAGAGGCUUACACUUUAGUUAAGCCUUGGGUCAAUUGAUGUUCUAGAGGUGCCUCCUUCCCAAAGUGGCCUUGUUCUGCUCUGCCACUCAUGGACUCUGGGGGAAGGUUCUGGAUGCUACAAAGACACGUAGAAUGUUCCAUCCAGGCUGUGGAAGUGGUGGAGAAGCACUGAGAACAGGAAUGUUUGAUUCAGACAGGGAGGGCAUCCUUUGGAAAAUAGCUGAGUGGGUUAUUGUACUCUUACUUGCUGAAGGAACAGGUUAUUUUCUGAACUAUUGACUCUACGGGCAGCUAACUAGAUUAGCUUAGUUUCUUGAUUUUGCACAAAGUGUACAACUACUUUUGGCUGAGUGCUGGAGUUCUCUCCCAUUUGCAUUGUGCUGUCUACUAAGAGUGUACAAACAUGGACUUAUAGGGAAAACGUCAUGAAAAGUGGACUAAUUUCUCUCUUGGACACUUCAGUACUGCUUUCGGGCUUUAUAAAAUUGGUCUGAGCUUUAUCAUAGAAGCCAUUCUGCUGAAACAAAAAUACUAGAAGUCAGAGAUGGUAUUCAGCAGGUUCUGACCAGUUUUGGAAAAUUUUUGAGUAGUUCGGGGAUC
Notechis scutatus (mainland tiger snake) is the source of this 3908-nucleotide messenger RNA. RefSeq names its product family with sequence similarity 13 member C (gene FAM13C). Lineage: Eukaryota; Metazoa; Chordata; Lepidosauria; Squamata; Elapidae. The record is from RefSeq and is a predicted model, not a curated record.